UUUUGCUGAUUACACGUUUGGUCCCUGACGCCCCUGUAAACGUUAUAUUAGUAUGCGUGUAUAUCUGAACGACUAUAUUUUUUUUCUGGUACUAUUCAACCACUCGCACACUUUAGGCUGAAAACAUGGAGUCAGCCUUGGUGAAGAUGACCAGAAGUAUCAUGGAUUGUUGCAUUUGUGUUACUGUUAUACUACUUUUAGCCAACAGCGCAAAUGUUUCAGGUGAGAGUCCGACUACACAUAGCGCACCAUUAAACGAAUGCCCGGUCAAGUUACACAUAGAUGGAGAGCAGGGGCCAUCGGCCCGGAUAUCCGACUGUUCUUCAGGCAAGCCAGUGUCACUUUUUACUGAAGGAAUUGCAGAGGAAAUUGAAGUCAAGGACAACGUUUUACCCGCCUUAACACCAAGUUUAUUUUCAAACGUGCCGCCAACAAUUAACUUUGUUAGGCCCGAUCAAAAAGUGGAGGAACUUCCCCAAACAAUACGAGACCGUUUAAAGUAUUAUGCUAGCCCAUCUUCACCUAUUGCCUAUUACGUUUCUUUUUCUGGGUUUACCCAAACUCAAGAUGUGUGGGAAUACACAGUAUUUUACGGUCUGCCCUAUCAAAUCAACAUGGCGAGGGACUAUCUGUCCGUCCUACCGCACCAAAAGUUCAACCACAUCCCAGACAGUUGGGCCUUGGGUUGCAAAGAUCAACUAGGGCGUAAUCUUCAAAGGUUCAAAGCAAAAUACGGCGAAGAAGACUAUGGGAUCUUCCCAGAGACGUUUGUUUUACCAGAAGACAAGGUUGCUCUGAAGAGAGCAUGGAAUAGCAGCAACAAACACCGGACCUGGCUCUUGAAACCGCCGUGCGCGUUUGGGGGAAGAGGGAUUGAAGUAGUCCAAGACUGGAAGAAGGUUCCCAAAAAGGAACACACCGUUGUUCAAAGGUAUAUAUCCAAUCCACUGUUGGUUAACGGAUCCAAGAUUGAUUUAAGGGUAUAUGUCCAUGUCACCAGUAUUAACCCUCUUCGGAUAUAUGUCAACCCCGAGGGUCUUGUGAGGAUAUCAGUUGAAAAGUACACUAUGAAAGAUAUCAAUAACAGGGCAAUACAUCUGACAAACAAAGACAUCAACGAUAAAAACUCGCUAUACUACGUGGAUGAACAAUUGACAGAAGGAAAUCGACGAUCGUUAACAUGGCUGUGGGACCACUUAAAAGAGAACUAUGGGGUGGAACGCCAGCCCAUUUGGGACAGAAUCAAAGACCUUGUCAUCAAAACCGUUCUAAGUGGGGAGGAUACAAUGCAAAGGAGUACCCAACACUUUAUUAGGAACCGGUACAGCGUGCAUGAAUUAUUUGCCUUUGAUAUUCUUCUCGAUGGAAACAUGAAACCGUGGGUUAUGGAAGUUAAUGUAUCACCUAGGUUCACGACAAAUGUCUUCACUAAGUUGAUAGAUCCCUUGCUGACGUCUAUGUUAAACCUAGCUGGUAUUCAGAUUCCAGCUGUAGACAUGCUGCCAAAUCUGAAACACAGCCCAGAGACAGUUCCCAAGAACCUGCUCAUGGACCGUAGACUGUGGACACAGCAGCUAACCGAGGAAGAAAAGGAAAAACAUCAGACGUACACGACCAUCACAGAUCAGUUGCAGACGACACUAUCUACAAUACUGGAUACACUCACACCCGAUGAUAUGCGAAUGUUGAUUGAAACGGUGGACGAAAACAACCGAAGAGGACAAUUCGAAAGGAUGGAAUAUGGAAUAUGGAAGGAUGGGAAUCAACACCAGAGACUAAGAUAUAUCACAGAUUCUUUGAGCGGCCAAGAUAUUACAAUAUUCUCCUUGACCAAUGGAUUCAACGUUAUCAUCAAAACGAAGAGGAGGGGAUACAAAUUCUGA
Messenger RNA from Lingula anatina, 1883 nucleotides. Its product is annotated as tubulin monoglutamylase TTLL4. Lineage: Eukaryota; Metazoa; Brachiopoda; Lingulata; Lingulida; Lingulidae. Gene Ontology annotation, cellular component: ciliary basal body. Gene Ontology annotation, biological process: protein polyglutamylation; microtubule cytoskeleton organization. The record is from RefSeq and is a predicted model, not a curated record. Gene Ontology annotation, molecular function: tubulin binding; tubulin-glutamic acid ligase activity.